AACAGGCCUCGCCAUUUUGAAUAUCUAGCGUCUGUGUAGAAUUAAAUAGUCAAUUGGGAAAUUACUUUAAAUACUCUGGGACAUAAAUAAUCGUAUCGCAAUGGACCACAAUAUGCUGCGUCACAAGGAGCUGUUCAAAGAGCAAUCAAUGGCAUUGUCCCCCCGCAAUCAUAAUGCCAUGAACCGUGAACUACAAAAAGAGACGCGCGCAAAGCAAAGAAAUAAACGCUUCGAAAGUAAUCGCAUAAUUAGCCUCAGUCCAACACCAAGGAAGCCGGCAACAUCUCAGGAUCUAGCUGUGCCCACUUCUGUCAAGGAGAAUCAAUUGCCAAAUCCAAUCAAGCCAUACGAGACACCUCAAGCACGGAAAUCUUCUACCGCGGUUGUCCAAAAGCAAUUGUCCCGCCAAGAGCAGUACUUGCAGCGUUUCUUACAAUGGAAAGCCGAAUGCAAGAAAAAGUAUCAAAAGUUGAAGCCUCGAGUUGGUCAGCAAUUUCAACCUUUAAAAGAUACUGCCCAAGUUCCGUUUGGAAAAGGUAGUGAGACAUUUCGACCACCUGCCAGUCUUGAGCACAAAGAUGCCAGUUCAACUCCAUUGGUCUCUCGACGUUCGCUCUAUAUGGUGAUAGAGCCAAACAAAAAUGAGGCACAAACAGUUGGUCGAGGAGGAGGAGGAGGAGUAGUAGAAACAACAGCUGCUAGACAUAUUAAGCCGGCCCCAAUGAAGACGAAGCCUCAGACAUUUACAGCAUCGGCAAUGAAGCCUCAGAAGUCUCAAGCAAGUACAGUAAAGCCACAGGCGUCUACAGUGAAGCCACAGAUAACUACAGUGAAGCCACAAGCUUCAACAAGCAAACCACAGAUAACUACAGUAAAGCCCCAAGCAUCUACAAGCAAGCCACAUUCUUCUACAGUGCGUCCGUUACCCAAGAUUCCACAUAAGAAACCACAGCCGUUGCCUACAACAAAUCCUGUUAUGAAAUCACAACAUAUUUUAUCUAAACCAGCACCUAAAUUGGCCAAUGUUAUGACUCAACCUUUUUCCAAGCCAUUGUCCACCAAACCAAUAACCUCAAGGACAGGAAGAACUAUAGGGAAAGCUCAGAUACUGAAACCUCAGCCUAUACGUGGUGGUGGUGUUCCUGCUGCUGGAGAACGCGGCGGUGCUGCUGCCAAAUUUAAGAGCAAAACUGAAACUAAACCACAUGUAAUGCGUGCGAACUUGACUACACGCAUGAAACCAAAGGCCACACUACAGGGAAAACAUACAAAGGCUAUGUUAAGGGAAAUACUGCAUCCUGUUGUUGCAGAGCCACCGCAAACCCCCUUGGACACCAGUGAUAAUCCUUUCCACAGUCUCGUAACGUCCACACAGUGCAAAUCGAAUAAUACGAGCAGUGUCAAUCUAAUGGAUGCUUUUGGUGAUGCUAUAGAACAGAUUAGCCCAGUGGUUCCAGUUUCCAACAAAUCUGAAGGAGACUUAAAGGUCAAGAGGCAAUUGAUAAACAAAGUCCAAGAAUUGGCUGUUGAUGACGUAGAUGUGGGAAUUGAAAAAUUGCCAGAAGAUGAGCCAUUAAAACGCAAAUUUAAUUUCGAGACGUGCGAAUCCAUAAUUGAAUCCCCAACUGUGGAUUGUAUUACCAUAGUUAAUGCUCCAACCGACGAGGAGACUCUCAAGCAUCAAGAAGAACAACAGACACCGCCACGUCGCGAUUCCACAUCCAAUGGGAACAAUUAUCUAAGUCCCUAUGUGACUUGUAGUCGCGGCAAGGUGAAUUCGCGUAAUGAAAAGGAGAAACGUAAUAGCAUGUAUCUACAGGAUCCGGAGACACCGCUGGAGGUGCGUUUGGCAUUGAAUUCAGUCAACUAUUUCCGUCAACAAUUGGCCCAGGAGAUUGAACGUUUGCAUACAUUAUGCCAGGAAUGGGAGGAAUAUUGUCAACUCCAUGAUGCUCGUCUUACGGAAACUGGUGGUCUCGAUAUGAUAAAUGUCACUAUAGGUCAAACCAAAUUGUUGACCAGUAAGAAAAUGAUGCAAUUCGAAGGUCUAAUUGAUCGAUGCGAGGCUGGAGCCAAGGGUAACAGCGGACCAAACGAUGGUAGCGAAGAUUCAAAACCUGUUCUGGCCAAGGAUCUAGAGGGUUGGUGGGACAUGCUAAAGCUUCAGAGUGACAAUGUAGAUAAACGCUUCGCUAAUCUCAAGAGAUGGCGUGAUAAUGAUUGGUUGGAUCCUGAUGCCCGCAAGGAAGUAAAACCGAAAGUUACUACACAAACUCUAAAGACUGCCAAACCCAAGGCCAAGGGCAAGGCCAGUUCUAGUUUAAAACAAUUUUUGCAAAAAGCUAAAUUGAAACAUAAACAGGCAGAGGAAGCAGCGGCGGCAGCAAUAGCUGCUGACCCAAAUACAACCCUAACAUCCGACAUCCCUGGUACACCGUCUUCUCGUCGCUCUCGCCGCUUGAUUGUGGUCCGCGAUCGCAAAUCAUUUAGCCCAGCUCGUACUGUACUACGCCUAUCCCGCAAUGGAAAUUCACCAAGAUCCUCAAUCGCCGGAGCUGGAGCUGCUGGUAAUCAACUACUCAAAACCGCCAUUUUGGGAGCCACACUUCAACACACAACUCCACCACGUCCUGCGCCGGUUGCCAUGAAAUCGCGUGCGUCUAUAUUGAAGACACCUGGUACAGCUAAGCGGGAGUCGGUCCAUCGGGGAGUCGUUUUUAGUGCCAAGAAGAAUGUGAGACGUUUCCAGUUCACCUUUGAUGAGGAUGGCGAUCUUGAUAAAACUGGUGGUGGGGAUAAGCUUGAGGAUUGUAUAGAGGAUAUGUCUGCGGAGGAUGUCACAAUGCAAAUGGCCAGACAAAAUGAUCACGAACCGAACCAGAAUGCUAGCAGUAGUGACCCCGCCAACACUUCACGAACCUACACUUUGCGCAAUCGCAGAGUAAAGUUGAGACCCUCGUCUGAGUUUAUGUAAAGUUUAUUUUUUAUAUAUUUUUUUAUUGUUGUAUGUCAGUUAUAUAUAUCGUUUUUUAAAUUUAAACUAGUUGUAAUUUAAAGCCAAGCCAAUAAAAGUUCUUAGAGUUUAGUUGAAAUCGGAAAUAAAAAUAAAGCAAUAAAAUUUGA
This is a messenger RNA of Drosophila willistoni, 3123 nucleotides long. It is a transcript of the gene mars, whose product is annotated as guanylate kinase-associated protein mars. The transcript has 2 exons. Gene Ontology annotation, biological process: mitotic spindle organization; chromosome segregation; regulation of mitotic cell cycle. The record is from RefSeq and is a predicted model, not a curated record. NCBI's taxonomy places the organism in Eukaryota, Metazoa, Arthropoda, Insecta, Diptera, Drosophilidae. Gene Ontology annotation, molecular function: microtubule binding. Gene Ontology annotation, cellular component: cytoplasm; nucleus; spindle pole centrosome. Bases 101 to 2974 code for a protein of 957 amino acids.